AUGAAGAAUGUUUCAGCGAUGUUGAAAGGCGCGUCGUUACAUUUCUAAAGUUGUCCACUAUGAUUACUAAAGGCGAAUCUAGGACUUAUUUUUUAAACUUCUAUAACAAAGGAAGGUUUCAGAAUUUUGAUCAUUCUUUGAUUUCCUUCAGUUUUCAUUCUGCUUGGGUUUGAUACUUUUGUUAAACGUGGUUGAGAAAAUAAAUCUUCAAGAUUGAGGAAGAGUUUUAUUUCGAAAGAGUGGGAAACCUCCUUUUAUACUCGGAACUAUCGGCCUUUUAAAAAGGAUUUUAUAGGUUGGUUCAAAGUUGAUUUCGCUCGAGUCACUCGACCUAGCCCUCCAACAAUCGAAGAUCACGGAUCCUGGCGACAUUUGCGCUGAGGAACAAGGUUUUUGGUUCCAUCCGAUCAAUAAAAUUUAAUUGACCUUAGGGGAGGAUUCAUCCGGUAUUUUGUUCUGCGUCGGCAAGCUGCUCAAGGGAACGAUGUUUUCGUUCAGCAAACUCGAAUGUGUCAACCAGAUCCGCACGUGCCGAAUUCCAGGUAGCUUUCCAUGGAAACUGCGUAUUAUUGGAUUUGAUUUGCCAUCAUGCCGCUCCAUUAUCGUCCGUCAUCAAGGUCUUCGAAAUGUUCCUGAUUGGCGAAGAAGAAGCGACAGAUGCGCUUCUGGAGCAGGCCGCCAUUUCUGAUGACGACAAAAUUCGAUCAAAUGGAGCUGGCCACUGA
This is a messenger RNA of Caenorhabditis auriculariae, 725 nucleotides long. NCBI's taxonomy places the organism in Eukaryota, Metazoa, Nematoda, Chromadorea, Rhabditida, Rhabditidae. The record is from the annotation of a GenBank genome assembly.